This is a messenger RNA of Cheilinus undulatus (humphead wrasse), 1188 nucleotides long. RefSeq names its product caspase b-like. NCBI's taxonomy places the organism in Eukaryota, Metazoa, Chordata, Actinopteri, Labriformes, Labridae. The record is from RefSeq and is a predicted model, not a curated record. The transcript has 4 exons. Bases 123 to 569 code for a protein of 148 amino acids.
CUGAAACCGAAAGUUGUAGAUGUCAUUUCUGAAGAAACCAUCACAUCUGCUCCAGCCGCUGCUGACUCUGGUCAAAAGCCUGUAUUAUAAGAAAACAGAGAGGACACUUUUAAUGAGCUGACAUGUCAGCCCAAAAGUUGCUCCUCGAGACUCUGGAAGAUCUGCUUGAAGAUGACUUCAAAAAAUUUAAGUGGUUCCUCUCCAUGGAGAUCCUUGGCCACUGCAAACCAGUUCCCCGGUCCCAACUACAGAAUGCAUCGCGGACCGAUACUGUGGACAAGAUGGUGACAAGGUAUGGGAAGGAGACUGCAGUGAACCUUGCUGUGGAGAUCCUUUGCGAGACGGGGAACAACCAAGCAGCAAAGACGUUACUGAGCGCAUAUAAAGGGGCAGAAAGUGCUACAGCCUCCACAUCCUCUUCUGCUGCUGCACCUCCUGCUGCAGCUCCUGCUGCUGCAGCUCCUGCUGCUGCUCCUGCAGCAAUUUCAGUCUCAAACGGAGCUGUGCUUAUCGCUCCGAAUAUCAGUACUGGCGGUUCAACUGGACAUUGGACCUUAAACAUCAAAUAAAUAAGCUCAGGAAACUGUGUCAGAUUUAGACAUCUGGAGGGUAAAGUGCAUUUAGAUAUACUUGCUCGUGUAUUCAUUAACCCAAAUAUGUAAUCAGCCAAUCACAUAUCCACAAGCAGUGCAUUUGGGCAUUAUAGACAUGGUCAGGAUAUUCUGCUGAAGCUCAAACCGAGCAUGAAGAAAGGUGAUUUAAUUGACUUUAGACGUACCAUGUGAGAGCAUCUCAGAACAAACGCCAAAUCUUGAAACAGGUGGACUGCAGCAGUAGUCCACUCCAGUCAGCUUAGAACUGCAAACUGAGGACACACCAAAGUAGAACUGACUAUUUGAAUGGUAAAUCAGCAUUCCUCCCUGUUCUGAAACUCCAUUUAAGAUUCAGCACAUUGUUGUGACCAUGUCUACAUGCCUAAAGACAUAGAUUACUGCAAUGUGAUUGACUGAUUAGAUAUUAGCGUUAACGAGAAGCUGAACAGGUGUACCUAAUGAAGUGAUCAUUGACUUUACCUGACUGUGUGCCAUAAUUCGUCAUGCACAAUUCGUAUACACCAGGUAACACCGAAAAACCCUCCUUUUAUUAUCCUUGUGAGACUGUACACACAUCUUUAAUAAAUAUUUUUUA